Messenger RNA from Oreochromis aureus, 1909 nucleotides. RefSeq names its product folylpolyglutamate synthase, mitochondrial-like. Lineage: Eukaryota; Metazoa; Chordata; Actinopteri; Cichliformes; Cichlidae. Gene Ontology annotation, cellular component: cytoplasm; mitochondrion; cytosol. The record is from RefSeq and is a predicted model, not a curated record. Gene Ontology annotation, biological process: tetrahydrofolylpolyglutamate biosynthetic process. The transcript is spliced from 15 exons. Gene Ontology annotation, molecular function: ATP binding; tetrahydrofolylpolyglutamate synthase activity. The coding region runs from base 11 to 1600 and encodes 529 amino acids.
CAGAGCCACCAUGGAUACAGAAAUGGACGCCAUCGCCACCCUGAACACAUUGCAGGUCUAUGCUGCCGCCCUGAAGGAGCUGCGGAGCAAAUGUCACCUGCAGCUAAAGACCAUGAGAGGCUUCCUGGAACGAGCCGGCCUCACGGUGGAUGAACUUGACCGUCUCAAUAUCAUUCAUGUGACCGGAACAAAGGGCAAGGGCUCGACAUGUGCGUUCACUGAGCAGAUUUUAAGAAAUUGUGGCUUCCGCACAGGAUUUUUCAGCUCUCCACAUCUGGUCCAAGUGACAGAGAGGAUUCGGAUCAAUGGGCAGCCAAUUGGAAAAGAGCUCUUCACCAAAUACUUCUGGCAGAUAUACAGACGGCUCGAUGAAACGAAGGAUGCUAACGGAGGGACGAUGCCGACAUAUUUUGGUAUCCUCACCAUCUUGGCCUUCCAUAUCUUCCUUCAGGAGAAGGUGGAUUUAGCUGUGAUUGAAGUUGGUAUUGGAGGAGCGUACGACAACACCAACAUAAUACGGAGGCCGUGGGUGUGUGGCAUCUCGUUCCUGGACAUAGACCACACUGAUAUUCUGGGAGACACCAUCGAAAAGAUCGCCUGGCACAAAGCGGGCAUAUUCAAGCCUGGAGUCCCCGCCUUCACCAUCAGACAGCCAGAGGGCGCCAUGCCCGUGCUCGAGCAACGGGCCAAAGAGAUCGGGUGUCCACUGUGGAUGUGUCCACAGCUGGAGGACUACCAGGCGGAAUGUAAACCUUUGCACCUGGGCCUUGCAGGACAGCACCAGCGCUCCAACGCCUCCCUCGCCCUCCAGCUGAGUCACACCUGGCUUCAGAUGAGGGGUCUACCAGAUAACAGCUUACCCUACAUCACUGUUAACAACAGCAGGAUGCUUCAGGCGACUGCCUUCACUCCCAGCCCCAUGAUGGUGAAAGGGUUGGCAGAUACCGAGUGGCCCGGCAGGAGCCAGACCCUAAAACGUGGAGCGGUCACCUACUUCCUGGAUGGAGCUCACACCCUACACAGCAUCCAGGCCUGUGCUCAGUGGUUUAGAGAGACUGCAGCUGAGCACGAGAGGAACGCCAGUGGCCCUGUGGCCAGAGUUUUACUGUUCAACGUUACAGGAGAGAGAGACGCAGGUGCUUUCCUUAAACUCCUGGUUCCGUGCCACUUUGACUUUGCUGUGUUCUGCCCAUGCAUCGCUGAAGUUGGCACUUCCAAUAUUCAGGAAAAGAAGUUUGACAUGUCUGUGGAGGAGAUGCUGAGUCGCUGCUUGGACAACGAGAGGAUCUGGCGCCUCCAUAACCACCAGGAUGACAACGGAGAUAAUCUGCUGCUGAUAGAGGACAGUCUUCCUCGUUUACCUGAGAACAGAGGGGACACCUUGGUAUUCCCGUGCAUCUUCAGCGCCCUCCAGUGGAUCACACAUGGCAGGAACUCAGUGCUGUCUGACCAGGCCAAGACAACGCUCCCGGUUAAACCGAGCAUCACGGCCAAAGCUGCUUCUCUCCGCGAAGCUAGCGAUAUCCAGGUCCUCAUCACUGGAAGCCUUUACCUGGUGGGAGGAGCUCUCAAAUACCUCGACCCAGCUUCCUCCAAGUGAACAGAAGUGUUUUGUAUUUGCACAACUGCGAGAGAUUUGCUUCCAGGGAAGAGGGUUGUUUGUGGUUUUAGUUUUUCCUGACUUAUUUUCCUGAAUUUGAUUAUUUUGUCUGUGACCAAGGUAUGAAGGUGAUUUUACUUUUUGGAUGCUAAUCAUAAACAACGUUUGAGUAUAUUUUUGUAACAGUGGCCAAAACUCAAGUUUGUAAGUUUGACUGGAUUGCAAAUAAAUGAUCUUUUAAAAUGUAAAGUUUUUGAUCACAGACUGGAUAACGUUGCCUUCAAAGCUUUUCUCUUAUUUGCAUCACUA